Messenger RNA from Beta vulgaris subsp. vulgaris (sugar beet), 393 nucleotides. RefSeq lists its product as uncharacterized. The transcript has a single exon. Bases 1 to 393 code for a protein of 130 amino acids. The record is from RefSeq and is a predicted model, not a curated record. Lineage: Eukaryota; Viridiplantae; Streptophyta; Magnoliopsida; Caryophyllales; Amaranthaceae.
AUGCAUGCUCGUUGGGUGAGUUUUCUGCAGAAAUUCCCUUUUAUCAUACAACAUAAAUCUGGUGUGCAGAAUAAGGUGGCAGAUGCAUUAAGUAGGAGAGCUUCCUUACUCAUCACACUAGCUCAGGAGAUUGUGGGUUUUGAAUGUUUAAAGGAGUUGUAUGAGGAUGAUGCGGAGUUUAAGGUGUUAUGGGUAAAGUGUAGCAAGGGGCAGCCUAGUGCAAACUUCCACAUUCGAGAUGGGUACCUUUUUAGGGGUGACCAGUUGUGUAUUCCUUGUUCGUCCCUAGACGAGAAAUUGAUCAGAGAUCUUCAUCCGGUGGUCUUGGAAGACAUUUGGGGCGGGACAAAACUAUUGCUGGUUAAGAAGAGAGGUUUUAUUGGCCUCACUUGA